GAGAAAAAAGAAAAGCGAAUCAAUCCCAUCCUCCCUCUUUCAUCAACUCCACCUCCCUUCUUCAUCACCAAAUGUUCCGUCUGUCUGCCCAGUCGACCCGCAAGGCUGUCCAGCGUCUUGCUGUUCAGGUACGACCCACCACUGCCCAAUCAGCCAACCGGCAACCAGCAACCAGCACCCAGUCAGCACUCUCCAUCGGAUCACCUUAUUUCUUGAAACGCGGAACUCUGCUCCGAAUCCGAAAUACUCGACCAACAUCACAUGCAACGAUGCAUCGUCUUCGCAGACACACCCACACUCACCCGCACUUUCAACCCUCUAUCUUCUUGCCUAUGCGCCCUCUUCAAAUAGGUCCGCCACCAGUCCACCAGCUCCGCUGCUGCCUCCAGCAUGAAUGCCAAGAAUGUCUCUAUGGCUGCUGCUGGUGUGGCCACCGUCGGUGCUCUUGCCUAUCUCUCUAUGGAGUCCGUCGAUGCCAACAUGGCCGCUGACGGUCUUCACCCCCCAGCAUUCCCCUGGGAGCACAAGAAGGCCCUCACUACCUUUGACCAUGCUGCCAUCCGCCGUGGUUACCAGGUGUACAAGGAGGUUUGCGCUGCCUGCCACUCUCUUGAUCGCAUUGCCUGGCGUAACUUGAUCGGUGUCUCCCACACCGAGGCCGAGGUCAAGGCUAUGGCUGAGGAGUUUGAGUACACGGAUGGACCCAACGAUGUUGGAGAUAUGUUCCAGCGUCCCGGAAAGCCCUCGGACUACAUGCCUGCCCCCUACGCGAACGAGGAGCAGGCCCGUGCUGGUAAUGCCGGUGCUUUGCCCCCAGAUCUGUCGUUGAUGAUCAAGGCCCGUCACGGUGGUGCCGACUACGUGUUCUCCCUGUUGACUGGUUACCAAGAUCCUCCAGCUGGUGUGGAGAUCCGUGAGGGAUUGAACUUCAACCCUUACUUCCCUGGUGGAGCGAUUGGUAUGGCCCGUGUGCUGUACGAUGGUUUGGUCGAGUACGAGGAUGGAACCCCUGCAACGACUUCGCAGAUGGCGAAGGAUGUUACGAUCUUCUUGAGCUGGGCUGCUGAGCCAGAGAUGGACGAGCGCAAGAUGAUGGGAAUGAAGGCCCUGACGAUUUUGGCAGUCUUGACCGGCCUCUCUAUCUACCUCAAGAGGCACAAGUGGGCUGGUCUCAAGACCCGCAAGAUCUUGUACAACCCUCCUACGCCAAAGAAGCACUAAAUUAUGACAAGACAGGACCUCGAAACACACC
Messenger RNA from Gamsiella multidivaricata, 1252 nucleotides. Its product is annotated as cytochrome Bc1 complex protein. The record is from RefSeq and is a predicted model, not a curated record. Gene Ontology annotation, biological process: mitochondrial electron transport, ubiquinol to cytochrome c. Bases 391 to 1221 code for a protein of 276 amino acids. NCBI's taxonomy places the organism in Eukaryota, Fungi, Mortierellomycota, Mortierellomycetes, Mortierellales, Mortierellaceae. Gene Ontology annotation, molecular function: electron transfer activity; heme binding. The transcript has 5 exons.